AUGAAGCUUCCCGCCUCGACAUUGCUGCUGUUGCUGGGUGUUUUGCUCGUUUCCGGUGGAGUAAGUUUUGCCGGAGGUUCGGUGCUGCGCAGAACGCUAAGGCAGUUGCUGUGUGAGAGUAAAGAUUUGCUUAAAUUGUGCGCUUCGCGGAAUCACUCCCAGUGGGAUUGCCUACGGAAAGAAAGCCUCGAAAUAGUGGACCAAUUUGCCAACAGUGAAAGAAUUCCGCUCCUUGCAGGAGCUUCUUUGGUGCGAGUUAGCGAUGCAGUUGACACUAUACGAGAGGAUGGCGUGGACGUGUCAUUGAAUGCUGCUAUUAACGGAAGUUUCUUCGUCGGAAGAUAUCUUGACCAAGAGUCGGAAAUCGGGACCAGAAGCAGCCAAACGGCAACGAACCGAACAUGGCAGGAUCACGUUUUGAAGGCAUUGAAUAGAAUGCUUCAAACGCACGUUCUACAAGUGGAUUUGCUUCAGGUGGCCUCCGAAGAAAAUCGUCGAGCUAAAAAAAAGAAAAACUUAUGGUUCUGGCGGAAUCAUGAGAAAUCGGCUGUAGAAGGGCGUCACCGGCGCCAUCGACACCAGAUGAUUCCGAUGAUGAUUUUGGGCGUAACGGUGUUCGGAAUGUUUGUCAUCCCGAUCGGAUUCCAGUUUCUGGCAGCACUCAGCGGAAAGGCUUUCCUGAUGGCGAAACUCGCACUGCUGCUGGCAUCGAUUAACGGACUCAAACGGGUAGCCAGUGCCGGUGUUCACUACGGACUGUACCACACCGUCGAUCCCCACCAUCUGCCACAUUCGCCGGCCGUGUUCUACGACCGCGAGUCCACAUUUGGUCCUCGCAAUUUUCCACCAAUAGAAUAG
Sabethes cyaneus is the source of this 858-nucleotide messenger RNA. RefSeq lists its product as uncharacterized. The transcript has 4 exons. The coding region runs from base 1 to 858 and encodes 285 amino acids. The record is from RefSeq and is a predicted model, not a curated record. NCBI's taxonomy places the organism in Eukaryota, Metazoa, Arthropoda, Insecta, Diptera, Culicidae.